Molecule: messenger RNA, 3151 nt
Organism: Cryptotermes secundus
Lineage: Eukaryota; Metazoa; Arthropoda; Insecta; Blattodea; Kalotermitidae
Product: cationic amino acid transporter 2
Exons: 10
Coding region: 129-2777 (882 amino acids)
Biological process (GO): amino acid transport
Cellular component (GO): plasma membrane
Molecular function (GO): amino acid transmembrane transporter activity
Source: RefSeq, a predicted model, not a curated record
GAGAACCCGGGAAGCGACCGCCAGAGUCGGCGACGCCAUGUUGGGAAGGGUAUGGCAACAAUUCGAUUACCGUGUGGACGUCUGCCGAGUCACUCAUUGUUCCCACAUCGAAAGUUUAUGAGGCAGUGAUGUGGAGGACAAGCGUUCUGGCUGCCGCCCGGAUCGUCGGCGCGGGCCUUGCUGGCUCAUGGGCCAUUGGACUCCUGGUCCUGGUGGGGCAGGUCGCCGGCGAAGUGAGUGGCCCGUCCACCAUCUUAGCACUCCUCAUCGCAGCCAUAAAUGCCGUUCUCACAGCUCUGUGUCAGGGUGAGCUGGAAGCAGCACGGCAUUCUGUGCUUGUGAAGCAACAUCGACGCCGAUAUGUGACAGAGGAUUUUCCUGCUUUCCUCACCCUGUGGCUUGGUCUCCUUGCCAACAUGACAGCUCUGGCAGCCUGCUCAAGGAGUCUCAGUGCUACCAUGGACUAUAUCAGUGGCGGCCGCUGCCAGCAGUGGAUCCAGGCCAAAAUUGGAUCCCUACCCAGCGUCCUGGGUGGACAUCUCCCUGACUUCAUGGCACUGGCAGUCACUGCUGUUCCUUCUGUCCUCUUCAUGUUGGGGCUUGAACACUCCAUGGCAUUGCAGCUGCUGCUGAACAUCAGUCUGGCUGUGACCGUCAUGUUCUUUGUCAUAGUCGGAUCGCUGAAGGCUGACAUCUCCAACUGGACUGGGCAGAACUUCAUGGCUGCUGGGUCAUCAGGGGUGCUCACAGGAACUGCAAUUUGCUCUUUUGGCUUCCUGAGUUUUAUUGGCAUCAUGCCUCAGAGCUGGAGGAAGAGCCAAGGCCGAAGACAAAAAGUUACUGCUGCGGGUGCUGCCCUGCUUGUCAUGUUUGUCUCUUACUCUGCAGUUGCUGUGGUUGUCUCCCUGAUGGUGCAGUUUCAAGCUGUGAAAUGGUCACCUGUACCCCUGCUUCAUGUGUUUGAAGUCCGUGAUGUUGACUGGGCCCGCCUGGUCAUGGCAUCCCUCAGUAUACUGGGCCUUGCUUUGGCUCUGCUUGAAGUGUGCACACCUCUGCACACCCUGGUCGUGCGUUUGGCUGGAGAUGAAUGGCAGGUGUUACCACAUAUUCUGGCUAGGGAGAAUUCCAGUAUGGGUACACCAAUACUAGCAAUAUUAGCUGCUGGGCUGCCUGCUAGUCUGCUGGCCUGUGUGUGCCCACUUUGGCUGUUGGUGCGUGUGAUGUGUGUGGGUCCACUUGUUGAUCAUGCUGUCAUGGCUGCCACAGUAAUUCACAAGCGCUACCAACCACACACUGGGACUGCAACAGACAAUGAAGUGAAAUAUUGUCAUGUGGGUCAGAAAUCCACAUCAGUCUGUCAUCCACAUGAUGAGUUUGAUGAGUUUGAUGAAGAUGACAUGGAAGCAGGUCAGAAACAACACAGGUUAACAGUCCGUUGUCUGAAGUCUGGCUUAGGCUUCUUACCAGCUGCCAUUCGCCAGCAUGUCUCGUCUGGACCUGACCAGCAAUACUACACAAGCCUCUCCAGCCCAUGCUCUCUUCAUGGUGACAUUACCAACCUCAGCAGCGCUACCCUCUCUUCUGAGUCUAUCACUGUCACCUACAUAGAUCCUGAUGACAUCAGCCUAGCAGAAGGAAAUGUGAUUCCCAGUCAAAUUAACUGCAGCCUUAGUAAUGAAACUGCAGUGACAUCACUGUCAUGUGAUUUGGCAACACAGGGUCAAGUUGAUAAAACAUGUAAUGGUUCAGUGAAAUCUAUCAGAUCUCUGGAAUCAAAGAUCAUGAAUCAAAGUGAAGUGGAAUUGAGAAAUGUCACCAAGUCACCAAGUUCUGUGAGACAUAUGCACAAUGAUAUGAAGGUUGUUAGUAAUGGUUCAAUCAUGUCUUCAGAAUCUGUUCUUUCUGCAAGAAACCACAGUGGCAGAGGCUCUGCUGGACCAUUGUUGUCAGUGAAUAAUGAUGAACAGGACAGGAGAGCUAUUUGUAAUGGUUCUGUGAAAUCUUCAACAGCACCAGUGAAUUAUAAUGACAGAAACUUGGUAAUUGGAGAUGAAGAGUUGGUUAAACUUGGAAGUGAGUCUGGCACGUUCGAAUAUUGUGAAGAACACAACAGUGCAGAUGACACUGGCAGUGAAGACACAACAUUGUCAUCUGCAUCAACCUGUGAUGAGAGUGACAGCAGUACAACCGACAUUGAUGCUAUCGUGGCAGAAUACAAGGAAAAAAUUAAAGUAGCAACAGCACAACCAAUUGUGUGUGCCCCCACAGCAGCCACAGGUCGUCGUGUUACGCUGUCCCUCAUUGGUGUCCUGGUUUGUGUAUCAGUGGUUGGUGUGACUACUGUCCUUUCUGAAGCUCUGAGUGCAUGGUGUGGGAGCCUGGGCCUCAUAGGAGCCUUGUUUUUGCUGGCUGUGAUUGCCCAACAGCCACAGAAUGACCAGAAAACAGAAGGCAGAGUACCUCUUGUCCCAUGGCUGCCAGCUUCAGUGGUGCUGAUUAAUGCAGUCCUGGGUUCACAGCUUAUAGCGACUGUGUGGCUGGCCACUGUGAUCUGGAUGCCUCUAGGAUUCAUACUUUACUGGAGAAAACGUGGUUUGUGGCGGACAUGUAACCGUCCAGGGGUAGGUGGCAGUGACUCAAGUAGGAGAGAGCAUAUUCGACUUCAUGCCCCUCCCCGUAAUCCUACAGUGUCCACACUAAUCCCCAGCCAUCACCAUCUGCCAGAUGAACGUUUCCGGCGCCUAACUCAAGUAGACACAAUUUUGAUAUCAAGAUGAUAGCCUGUAUGUUUAAAAAGAGCUGGGUAGAUUACUGUAAUAAUGCAAAUAAAGGAGUGAAAGAUCUUAUUUUAAAAGAUGUUAGUGUAUUUUCUUAUGUACUGAUAUAAUUAUUAAGAAUGUCUUGUUUUAAUGCUAGAUUGGAGAGAGUUGUGUCACAGAAUCGAAUUACUCUGGAACAAGGCAUACAUUGAAUAAUGUUCCAAAACAAACAUUAGUGUGUAUUUAGAAAUUGUCUUUAAUUUACAUGUUUACCUGUAAUGAGUCAAUCUGUCAAUCAAUUACGCAAGCAAUCAUCUGAAUAAGUAAUCUAUUUAUCUGUUGUUACAAAAUCUUUUGUAUUGAAAAGAAUAUUCAAACUUAUUAUUGUGUAG